AUGCUCUACCAGCGACCCAAGGAUGUAACAGUUCUUCCAUCCUCCUCUCCUAGUGUUCUUCCAUCCACCUCUCCUAGUGUUCUUCCAUCCACCUCUCCUAGUGUUCUUCCAUCCACUUCUCCUAGUGUUCUACCAUCCACCUCUCCUAGUGUUCUUCCAUCCACCUCUCCUAGUGUUCUUCCAUCCACCUCUCCUAGUGUUCUUCCAUCCACCUCUCCAAGUGUUCUUCCAUCCACCUCUCCUAGUGUUCUUCCAUCCACCUCUCCAAGUGUUCUUCCAUCCACUUCUCCUAGUGUUCUUCCAUCCACCUCUCCUAGUGUUCUUCCAUCCACCUCUCCAAGUGUUCUUCCAUCCACUUCUCCUAGUGUUCUUCCAUCCACCUCUCCUAGUGUUCUUCCACCCACCUCUCCUAGUGUUCUUCCAUCCACUUCUCCUAGUGUUCUUCCAUCCACCUCUCCAAGUGUUCUUCCAUCCACUUCUCCUAGUGUUCUUCCAUCCACCUCUCCAAGUGUUCUUCCAUCCACCUCUCCUAGUGUUCUUCCAUCCACCUCUCCAAGUGUUCUUCCAUCCACCUCUCCUAGUGUUCUUCCAUCCACCUCUCCAAGUGUUCUUCCAUCCACCUCUCCUAGUGUUCUUCCAUCCACUUCUCCUAGUGUUCUUCCAUCCACUUCUCCUAGUGUUCUUCCAUCCACCUCUCCUAGUGUUCUUCCAUCCACCUCUCCUAGCGUUCUUCCAUCCACCUCUCCUAGUGUUCUUCCAUCCACCUCUCCUAGUGUUCUUCCAUCCACCUCUCCAAGUGUUCUUCCAUCCACCUCUCCUAGUGUUCUUCCAUCCACCUCUCCUAGUGUUCUUCCAUCCACCUCUCCAAGUGUUCUUCCAUCCACUUCUCCUAGUGUUCUUCCAUCCACCUCUCCUAGUGUUCUUCCAUCCACCUCUCCUAGUGUUCUUCCAUCCACCUCUCCAAGUGUUCUUCCAUCCACCUCUCCUAGUGUUCUUCCAUCCACCUCUCCUAGUGUUCUUCCAUCCACCUCUCCUAGUGUUCUUCCAUCCACCUCUCCUAGUGUUCUUCCAUCCACCUCUCCUAGUGUUCUUCCAUCCACCUCUCCAAGUGUUCUUCCAUCCACCUCUCCUAGUGUUCUUCCAUCCACCUCUCCAAGUGUUCUUCCAUCCACCUCUCCUAGUGUUCUUCCAUCCACCUCUCCUAGUGUUCUUCCAUCCACCUCUCCAAGUGUUCUUCCAUCCACCUCUCCUAGUGUUCUUCCAUCCACCUCUCCUAGUGUUCUUCCAUCCACCUCUCCAAGUGUUCUUCCAUCCACCUCUCCUAGUGUUCUUCCAUCCACCUCUCCAAGUGUUCUUCCAUCCACCUCUCCUAGUGUUCUUCCAUCCACCUCUCCUAGUGGGAGGAAGCUGAGGUGUAGUCACCGAAUAUAA
Molecule: messenger RNA, 1431 nt
Organism: Procambarus clarkii (red swamp crayfish)
Lineage: Eukaryota; Metazoa; Arthropoda; Malacostraca; Decapoda; Cambaridae
Source: RefSeq, a predicted model, not a curated record